AAUAAAGAGUGGAGACUGGAAACUGGAGAGGAAAAAAACACAAACGCAAGAUAGAACGAGUGGAGUAUAGAAGAGUGAGGUAUAGGAGUUGGGGUAAAAAAGAACAUAAACUGAAGAGGAAUGCCAGCGAGGAAAAAAUGAAAAGUGUGCUUUUGACUCUUGGUCUACUCUUCGUCACUCCCGGAAGGUGCAUCGAUAAUAAUCAUGCUGAUGACAACAGAGAUCUUGAGCUCGAUCUUGAUCCUCUUGAUCGUGGACCGUACUUUGAUGUGGCAGCGUCUCAUAAUGUCACUGCACUUGUCGGAAAAUCUGCGAUACUCAGGUGUCGCGUGAGAAACUUAGGAGAUCGCACAGUAUCCUGGGUUCGGCACAGGGAUAUUCACCUUCUCACAGUAGGAACUGACACCUACACAUCCGACCAAAGAUUCGUAGCCUCACAUUUUCCACGUACUGAAGACUGGACACUUGAGGUCAAAUAUCCCCAGCUCCGUGAUUCCGGAACGUAUGAGUGCCAAGUAUCGACAACUCCACCCAUUGGAUAUUCAAUGCAUUUGUCAGUUGUCGAACCCGUGACGACAGUAAUUGGCGAACCGGAAAUGUACAUAAACCGAGGUAGCACUAUGAACUUAACGUGCGUAGUGGAGUUCAGCCCAGAACCACCUCCAGCGAUAUAUUGGACUCACAAUGAGGAGGAGAUUAAUUACGACAGUCCACGAGGUGGAGUUUCUGUAAUCACGGAAAAGGGUGAGAUUACUACUUCUUAUCUUUUAGUCCAACGUGCGCAACCGGCAGACAGUGGAAGUUACACUUGUCAUCCCAGUAAUGCCAACGAUAAAACUGUUACCGUUCACAUUCUCAAUGGCGAGCAUCCAGCCGCAAUGCAACACGGUGGACAACUAAGGCUGGGAAAUCCACCAUUUGUCAUUCUGCUGUCAAGUUUUUUGACCUUUUUCAAUUACCGACACUGAACUUGUCUCUUAGUUUGAAUCCCUACUGCACUAUCUCCUUGGCAAUAGUUUCAAUUAUUUUAUUUAUACAUAUAUAUACAUAUAUAUUAGACUUGGCCAAAAAAAUAGAC
Microplitis demolitor is the source of this 1078-nucleotide messenger RNA. RefSeq names its product lachesin. Lineage: Eukaryota; Metazoa; Arthropoda; Insecta; Hymenoptera; Braconidae. Gene Ontology annotation, cellular component: neuron projection membrane. The record is from RefSeq and is a predicted model, not a curated record. Gene Ontology annotation, biological process: synapse organization. Bases 138 to 968 code for a protein of 276 amino acids. The transcript has 6 exons.